Dimorphilus gyrociliatus is the source of this 1595-nucleotide messenger RNA. The record is from the annotation of a GenBank genome assembly. NCBI's taxonomy places the organism in Eukaryota, Metazoa, Annelida, Polychaeta, Dinophilidae.
GUAGCGUCAGCUGCUGUUGAAAGUAAAUAUGGGUGAAUACAAAGUCGGACUUUUCGGAUGCUUUAGCGACAUUAAACUAUGUAUUCUAACAUUUUUGUGCCCCUGUGUUACAAUAGGGAAGGUUGCCAACAAACUUGACGAAAAAGAUGACUAUAUUCUAACGUGUCUAACGUCUCUCCUUUUUCCCUACGUUGCUACUCUACGUUGGAGAGUAAGACAGAAACAGGGAAUUGAAGGGAGCAUGCUGAUGGAUUAUGUCACAAGCAGCUUUUGCCCGUGCUGCGCGUUAAUUCAAGAUGCGCAUGAAAUGGAAAUUCAAAGUCCAACAAAUAUUAAAGAUUUGGAUAGAGCUUAAGAUGUGUUUUUGUUUUCUGUACAAGUUUAACUAAAAGGAUAUAUUAGAAUUUAUAAGCGUUUCAUAUUAUUUUUAUGCGUGUUUUAAAUAUGAAGGACAACAGUUUACCUUUUCAUUAAAAUUCGACUAUCACUUAUACAUACAUUAUAUAGCAAAAAAAGAUUUUGAGAAGUAGGCUGCUAUCUAUGAUUGUACUAUGAUUAAUGUUCACAUUAAGUUGACUACUAGACUCCAUAAUCUUGACAAAUUUUCAAUAAAGUCUAUAGUUUUGUGGUAAUUCUGUUUAAGUAAGUGUUUGCUUAAUAGUUAACUUUGUCUAAAAUACCUUCCUCCUCCCCGCCCCAAAGCUUUUUUUGUGCUUAGAGGUAAUCAUCUAAAAUUCUUGAGAUUUCUACCGUCGUGUACUCAUUCGUUUAUGAAAGAAGUUUUUGUUUGAAUAGCAGAAUUUUUAUCUUAGCUUUGCAACAUAAAUUUAAAAAUAGUUUAAUCGGUUUAUUAAUAGUUUAAAUAUUUUUAUGUUGACUAAAUAUACCCCUUUUAAUAUCUAUCAUACUUGUUAUUUUCAUUCAAACAAUUAGUCAUUUUUUCCGUUUCUUUUCAAGAAUUUAAGAUAGAAAUACACAGUUAUAUCGUAUGGUGUGAGGAAUAGUUAUAUAUAUAUAUAUAUACAUUAGUAUACAGUAUUCUUUAUUAGAUAAUGAUAAAUUUGAAUUAAUUCUAACUACACACUCUUUUUCUAUAUGAUAUAUUUAAGUAAAUCUAUGAUAGUCUCAUUUCCUUUUUUAUUAAACAAGGCUCUAGUUUCUGCUACAAAAUAAAUAGUAACUUGAACAAUAUAAUUGCUUGAAAAUAAGAAAGUAUUCAACUUUUAUAAUCAAUUUUUCUAGUCAGUAAGCCAGAACUUUUUAUACAAUAUGACAAUAGUAUUUAAAGAGUCUUAAGACCUGUUUGUAAGAAUAAAUAUACCACUUCUUCUCUUCUUAAAUGAAAGUAGACAUCUGCUUCGAGUGAGUGAAUUUUAGAGUUGAAGCAGCUCUUUCAUGUUUUUUAGACACCAUUACACUUGCUCUCUUUUACUUUUCAACUUUUACUUUAUGAUAAUGAAAUUCAACGCAAAUUUUUUCAAUUAAUAAAGCUUAAAAAACGACAAUAGCUUCACUUCGAUUAUGCUUAAAAAGUAAAACCGUAAAAUGUAAAAAGUAUUACUACAGCGAAAAGAAUUAACGUUAAUUGCUAAAUA